Olea europaea var. sylvestris is the source of this 3157-nucleotide messenger RNA. RefSeq lists its product as uncharacterized. Bases 1165 to 2757 code for a protein of 530 amino acids. NCBI's taxonomy places the organism in Eukaryota, Viridiplantae, Streptophyta, Magnoliopsida, Lamiales, Oleaceae. The transcript is spliced from 2 exons. The record is from RefSeq and is a predicted model, not a curated record.
CUGCCGUGAGGAAAAUUGAAUGUUUGUGCUUCGAUCCGGUUGCUGCCGGAGGUUUUUCGAGUUUGUUCUUCUUUUUAUUCUUCUGACUCCAACAGAUAAGGACAUCCAAUUAGUUGAGUCCCACUAGGAGAAUGCCGCUUACUACUAUAAAUACAGAACAUUGAGCCAUUAUUCAGGUACGUUUUUCAUUAUUUUCCAGCAUAUAGCCUCAUGCAUAUAAUUUCCUUUCUAACUUAAGCAUUGGAGGGGCGACGAGAACACACCUCGUUGCCUUUGUUUCAGGUACCGGAAGACUACGAUCGUGAUCAAUCCGAAUCAUCAAGCUCGAAAAAUCUGCAGGUAUGAAUUUUGGUAGUAUCAUUGGCGCCGUCUGUGGGAAACGCUACCAAAAGUCAUGGUUAACGCGCGAUUAGGUCUUUCUUCUGCAAGCUCAUCCGCUCUCAUCCCUCAUCCCGUCGAAGAUCAACCGGCUCCUCAUGAAGAAUCCUCGGGAGUGCCCACACCUCUGCCAGCAAUUAUUACAACCGAAGUCUUUGAAGAGCUUCGUCAGCAGGUGGCCACGCUCACGCAACUGUUAAGUCAAAGAAAGUCACAUCCGUUGCCAGCGCAGGCUAAGCAUGGCGAUUUUAUGGCCGAUGCUCGAGCACACCACCAAACCUAGCAAAUGGCGGAGUUGGAACAUCGGGCAUUCAUAAUAUGGCCUCGGGCUCGAGAUCGGUCGCCAUGGAUUCUAGUGAAAUUGCUUGGAUCAUUCAAGAAGGAAUUACAGUUGGCCUGCAACGUAAUGCUCGGGGGUCAACAAGCUUCACCCCUAACACUCCAUUCACACCAGAGAUAUUGACAUAUCCCUUGCCUGACAGAUUCAAGUAUCCUCGCAUUAAAGAGUAUGAUAGGACGAUCGACCCCAUCAAUCAUCUCAAUGUAUACAUUGAUGUCCUGAACUUGCAAGUCGCGCCGGAUCAGGUUAUGUGCAAAGCCUUUCCACAAACGCUGACUAAUGCUACUAGGGAUUGGUUCUCGACAUUGGAGCCCAACUCCAUAGCCUCAUUCUCAGAUUUGGCUGAUAAGUUCUCAGCCUUCUUUGCAAGUAGUAAGCGAAUCAGGAAGAUCGCGGCCUCUCUCAUGCAACUUCGCCAGGGACCAACUGAAACCCUGCGAUGAUUUAUGACAAGGUUCAACAAGGAAAGGUUUCAAAUACCCGACCUCCACAUCACAGCAGCUGUCUCCGCCCUCACUUACAUUGUAAGAUGUGAGGCUUUCAAGAUGUCUUUAUCAAAGACCCCACCGCAGACAGUGAUUGAGCUCCUUACCCGAGCUGAAAAAUACAUCAAUAUGGAGGAAACACUAAAUCCAAGGAGACUCGGUCCUUCUCAUGAAAAGAUCGAGAAAAAAAGGCAACAUGAUCCCGUCCCCAGGCACGAGGUUCCUCGAGAUAAGCGCAGGAACGAGGCGCCAUCAGCACCUCUCACUCGGUUGAACACCUCUAAGACAAACAUUUUGAUGGAGGUUAAGGAUAUGAAAGAAUUAAAGUGGUCUUCAAGGAUGAAGUCGCCCCCUGACGCAAGAGAUAGGAGCAAGUAUUGUGAAUUUCACCGGGAUCAUGGGCAUACUACAGAGGACUGUCAUGCUUUACAGCGAGAAAUUGAAGCCCUUAUCAAAAGAGGAUUUUUAAAUAAUUACAUUGGUCAUGAUAAACGGCCAAGGAAUGACCGGGACAAUCGGAAAGAGCCUGGGGCUGGAAGCAGUGCUCAACCCACUGCUGGAACCAUUAAUAUUAUCAUUGGGGGCAUAGCAUCCGGUGGAGACACAAGUAGUGGGCGGAAGCAGUAUGCCCGUCAACAUGCUCAUACCCCAAGAGAAUCCAGUGAUGAAGUUAAUGACAUCACUUUUGGUGCAAGAGAUUUGGAAGGAAUAUUAUAUCCUCAUGACGAUGCCUUGGUCGUUUCUGCGGUUGUGGCUAACUUCGAAGUAAGGAGGAUUCUGGUUGAUAAUGGGAGUGCUGCGAACAUACUGUCCAAGGAGGCUUUCGCCAAAAUGGGAAUCUCUCCCAGGCAGCUCAAAGCAGUAAAAACUCCCCUACAAGGAUUUGGUGGUGGAAUCAUUAUCCCUGAAGGCAUCGUCGAGCUCCUGCUUACAUUAGGAGCUGGUAGUACACAAGUGACGGAGAUCACACCAUUCCAAGUGGUUAACACCCCAAUGGCCUACAACAUCAUUCUAGGAAGACCCCUACUGAACAAGAUCCAGGCUAUUGUGUCAACUUUCCACCUCACCAUGAAGUUCCCGACAGGUCAUGGCGUCGGAGUAGUUCGAGGAGAUCAAACGGCGGCUAGACAGUGCUAUGUUACAAGCAUCCGAGGCAUGAGUGCUGACGUCAUGCAACUCGUAGACCUCGAGCUCGAGCCAAGGGGUAGAUUGGCCCCCGUUGAAGAAUUGGAAGUGGUCGAGCUCGAGCAUGGAAAAGCCGUUACUAUUGGUGGGGAUCUGAAGGCCAACCUCUGGGAGGAAGUCAUCGGUUGUCUGUCCCGCAACAUUGAUGUUUUUGCAUGGAAUGUGGGAGAUAUGCCAGGGAUAGACCUAGAAGUAGCUGUCCAUAAACUUAAUAUCAGCCCAGGGGCCAAACCUGUUAAGCAAAGGAAGAGACAAUUUGCGCCGGAAAGACGUGUGAUCAUUCAGGAAGAAGUCGGCAAAUUGUUAGGAGCGGGGUUCAUAAGAGAAGUCCAAUUCCUCGAUUGGCUCGCUAAUGUUGUUCUGGUGUAAAAGCUCAGCGAUAAGUGGAGGGUUUGCAUUGACUUCACAAAUCUGAAUAAGGCAUGCCUAAAGGACAGCUACCCACUACCUGGGAUCGAUAAUCUUGUGGAUAGCACAUUCGGACAUAAGUUGUACAGCUUCUUAGAUGCAUUCUCAGGAUAUCAUCAAAUCCUCAUGGCCAAAGAAGACCAAGAGAAGACUUCAUUCAUGGCUGAUUUAGCCAUAUAUUGCUAUAGGGUGAUGUCAUUUGGGUUGAAAAACGUUGGGGCUAGGGGUGGGCGCGGGUCGGUUCGGUUCGGUUCUAAAGAGAACCGAACCAAACUGAACUUUUCGGAUAUCUAGUAAAUGAAACCGUCGGCUCCAAAUAUAAUUAUGGAAUCGUUCGGGUUCGGUUCCAGUCGGUUUAGUU